Molecule: messenger RNA, 426 nt
Organism: Didymodactylos carnosus
Lineage: Eukaryota; Metazoa; Rotifera; Eurotatoria; Philodinida; Philodinidae
Source: the annotation of a GenBank genome assembly
AUGCCCUGCGGGGCUCGCGGGGCCCCGUGGCUACGGGCGGGCGGGGCACAAUCGAAAAAAGAGCCCAGUCGUUCUUUGUGUCUUCCAUAUUUUCCAUCAUUUCAAACUCUUUUCACCAAUUUAUCAAUCCCAAUGAUCGAAAUAAAUGAUUUAUCAUCGGACGAAUCUCCUGAUGUUAUUUUAUCAACAGCAACUGGUCAUUCAUCAGCAGAUGCUGGUGGUUCACUACCUGAAUGCUCAAUUGGUGAUAUAAAGUACGAUACAUCGAAUAUCAAAGUUUUCUUGAAAAAUCAAUCAGGAAAAUAUACACUGGUGGGUAAUCCUAGAGUAAAUACAGUUAAACCAUCUGCAUGUUGGACUCGAUUUGCUCUUCCUGCAGUUAAAGAUGAAAACCAUCGAAAUAUCAUCAUCAAAAAAUUUGCGUGA